Messenger RNA from Chenopodium quinoa (quinoa), 1694 nucleotides. Its product is annotated as UDP-rhamnose/UDP-galactose transporter 1-like. Gene Ontology annotation, molecular function: UDP-galactose transmembrane transporter activity; antiporter activity. The transcript has 5 exons. Lineage: Eukaryota; Viridiplantae; Streptophyta; Magnoliopsida; Caryophyllales; Amaranthaceae. The record is from RefSeq and is a predicted model, not a curated record. Gene Ontology annotation, cellular component: Golgi apparatus. The coding region runs from base 325 to 1362 and encodes 345 amino acids.
AUAGACAAACAAAAAGAUUAUGCGCCCAUCACAUCACGUCUCCCCCAAUUAAAAUCCAGAUCUUCUUCCCAUCUUCCUUGAACCCAAAGUGAAAUUUACAAAUAUUUAUUUAAAACAAAAUUUUUACUUUGAUAAAAUAGUUUACUGUAUAAAUAAAUAACAAUCAAAUAAAGAAGAAGAAAGAGAAGUCUGCCAUCAUCACUAUCUUUGUCUCUGCACUUUCGUCGGUGAUUCACUUUGCAAUUCUGGGCUGCUGCUGCUGCUGCUGCUGUUGUUAGCCCAGAAUAGAUUGAUUGUUUUAGAUCUGCUUUGGUGGGUCUUUCAAUGGAGUCCGAGAAGAAAGCGCCUGCUGUUUCAGAUAUGGGCGCCUGGGCUAUGAACAUCAUCAGCUCCGUCGGUCUUAUUAUGGCCAACAAGCAACUCAUGUCUUCUUCUGGCUAUGCCUUCAGCUUCGCUACAACCUUGACUGGUUUUCACUUCACUGUGACUGCCCUGGUGGGUCUGGUAUCGAAUGCGACCGGGUAUUCUGUGUCCAAGCAUGUUCCUGCUUGGGAGCUCCUUUGGUUUUCCGUCGUUGCCAAUAUGUCUAUUACUGGGAUGAACCUUAGUCUUAUGCUUAAUUCUGUCGGUUUUUAUCAGAUUUCAAAGUUGAGUAUGAUUCCUGUGGUUUGCGUUUUGGAAUGGAUCCUUCACAGCAAGCACUACUCAAAGGAAGUCAAGUUGUCUGUUGUCUUUGUGGUUAUUGGUGUGGGUAUUUGCACUGUAACUGAUGUCAAGGUCAAUGCCAAAGGUUUUAUAUGUGCUACCGUGGCAGUGUUGUCAACGUCAUUGCAACAAAUUUCAAUAGGUUCUUUACAGAAGAAAUAUUCUAUUGGAUCUUUUGAGUUGCUGAGCAAAACUGCACCUUUCCAAGCUAUUUCUCUUAUAGUGCUUGGUCCAUUUAUUGAUUACUAUCUGAAUGGAACAUUCCUAAUGACAUACAAGAUGUCUACUGGUGCCCUUCUGUUCAUUCUUCUUUCAUGCUCUUUGGCGGUGUUCUGCAAUGUUAGUCAGUACCUUUGUAUUGGACGCUUCUCAGCCGUUUCAUUCCAGGUUCUUGGUCACAUGAAAACGGUGUGCGUCUUGACAUUGGGCUGGCUGCUUUUUGAUUCAGAGAUGACUUUGAAGAACAUCAUGGGCAUGGCAAUAGCUGUUAUGGGUAUGGUUGUUUACAGUUGGGCUGUGGAACUUGAAAAGCAGGCUGCUGCAAAGGCAGCCCACCAUGCCAAAAACAGUUUGACAGAAGAAGAAAUUAGAUUGUUGAAGGGUGACUUGAAUGUUGCCCCUGUGAAGGAUAUUGAGCGCGGAGAAACAAAAUCGUAAGUAUGAUACUCUAGAAAGCAAGAAUUGACAACUGUUUUUGGUUCAAUUAGAUUAAGGCAUUCUUGUAGGCUUUAUCAGCAGCAAAAGUACCACGUCUCGCCUACAUACGUCAAUGGCAUGAGUUUCUACCAGAUUUAGCCUGUAAUUUUUUUGUUUCUUACCAUAUUUAUUAAUUAAUUGUUUCUAAGAUGUGGCAUAAUUUAAGUGUAACUUGUUUAUAGACAACAGUUAAUACCAUUGUCAUGACUCAUGAGAGUGCCAAGCCUAGGCUAUUCUUGUUCUCUCCUCUCUAUCUGUUAUCUGCUACUUAGUUUUCAUGUUUUGGUACUCUA